Populus euphratica (Euphrates poplar) is the source of this 979-nucleotide messenger RNA. Its product is annotated as mitochondrial import inner membrane translocase subunit TIM22-4-like. The record is from RefSeq and is a predicted model, not a curated record. Bases 264 to 806 code for a protein of 180 amino acids. Gene Ontology annotation, biological process: protein insertion into mitochondrial inner membrane. The transcript has 5 exons. Gene Ontology annotation, cellular component: TIM22 mitochondrial import inner membrane insertion complex. Gene Ontology annotation, molecular function: transmembrane protein transporter activity. Lineage: Eukaryota; Viridiplantae; Streptophyta; Magnoliopsida; Malpighiales; Salicaceae.
GCAUGGAACAAGAACAUUUCAAUCUAAAGUCAUUCUGCUAACGUACACUGACAUAAGCCACUUCUUGCAGCCCACGAUUAAACCUCGUGACUGGCCUCUUUUCGUCUUCUUCAAAACCCCAGCUGAACCCCAACACCGUUCAUGCAAUGGCGGCUAAAACCCCUGAUCCAUCCUAACCUCCACGCCAUAUAAAUUUAGUAAUUAUUUCCUAGCCUUUAAAUUUGUUCGGCUUUGGGGGGUUCUUGUUUGUAUGCUUUUUAUCAAUGGCUAGCAAUGAUAAUCCAGGAAGUGAAUCUAAUAUUAAUGGUGGUGAUGCUGCUGCUUCUUCUUCGACCUCGAAAGUUGGAGAAACACCCACUCAGAUUCAGCCUUUUAGAAUGCCUUCAAUAGAAGAGGUUCGUGCCCAGGAAGUUUGGAAUAACUGUGCUGUUCGCAGUGUGGCUAGUGGAGUCAUGGGAGGUGGUUUGGGGUUGUUCAUGGGACUGUUUCUAGGUGCCUUGGAUAAUCCUAUUAUGCAAGAUGAGAUGACAGGAAGGCAGCAAUUUAUUUACACUGCAAAACAAAUGGGGCGGAGGAGUUGGAGUUCUUGUAAAGCGUUUGCAAUUAUGGGCUUGGUUUUCUCAGCUGCCGAGUGUGUUGCCGAGAAGGCACGAGCAAAACAUGACACCACAAAUACUGUAGUUGCUGGGUGUGUCACUGGAGGUGCCAUGUCAGCAAAAGGUGGUCCUAAAGCAGCAUGCUUUGGUUGCGCUGGGUUUGCUGCAUUCUCAGUUUUGAUAGAGAAAUUCCUAGACAGACAUACUUGAGUGGACAAGUACCCGGAUCCAGUUUUGCAGGCUGGCUUUGGAUUGGUGACCUAGCAGUCUAUCUGCUAGCAGAGAAAUUAUUUCUUUUUUAUACACAUUCAUUUUUUAUUCGAAUUAAAUUUCUGCCCUCAACGAAGGAGAAUGACCAUAAUAUACGAGCAAGUUUCGUGUAG